Molecule: messenger RNA, 3573 nt
Organism: Plasmodium falciparum 3D7
Lineage: Eukaryota; Apicomplexa; Aconoidasida; Haemosporida; Plasmodiidae
Source: RefSeq, a predicted model, not a curated record
AUGUCGAUACAAGAAAACCAAAAAGUGUUACGUUCUUUAAUACGGACGGUAGGAAGGAUAUCUCAAUUUUUUGAUGAAUAUGAUAUGUGGAAAUGUUUUUUGUCAAAUAUUUAUAGAUAUGAAAAUGAGAAAUGUGAUAAAUAUAAUGAUUUUAUGAAAUACUAUUUAAACAACAAUACACAUUAUUGUCCUAUAACAUCAAAUAAUAAAAAAUUAAGAGGAGAAUUAUUAAAAUAUAUGAGGAGAAAUAUAAACGAUGAACAAGUAUAUAAUAUAGGUUUUACAGCUAUACGACAUUUAGGAAGAAUAAAAAAUUUAUUGACAAAUGUAUCAUCAAAUAAUAAUAAUAAUAAUAAUAUGAAUAUACAAAAUAAUGUAGAGAAAAAUAUUAUGAAGAUGGUUUAUAAUAAAAAUAUCUGGGCUUCUAAAGAAGAAGAAUUUUUAUUUAAAAAGAAUUUAACAAUGAUACAUUUUAAUAAUAAUGAUGAAAGAAGGAAGAAUUCGAUGGAUCGUUACAAUGAUACUUUGUAUGAGAAUGAAAAAAAUAAAAAAAGUAAAAAAGGUAAAAAAUCGUAUGGCUUAAAAAAAAAGUAUACGAUGAAUAGACGAUUACAUAAAGCUUCCUUUGAAGAAAUAUCUCACGUGAGGGACAACAUCAACAUGGUAGAUAACACAAACGAUGGUCAUAUUAUAAACAAUGAUAAUAUUACAAACAAUGAUGAUAUUACAAACAAUAAUAAUAUUACAAACAAUAAUAAUAUUACAAACAAUAAUAAUAUUACAAACGAUGGUCAUAUUACAAACAAUCAACAUAAUAAUGAUGCUCUUGUAAAUAAUAAUAAUUUUACUUGUAACGACAAAUCAACUUCACACGUAUUAUUUAAUAAAAUCAAUCUUUUAAACAGAAAUAAAAAUAAUGCGUUCAAAAAAAGUAUUCAUAAAAAUGAAAUAAAAAAAGGUACUAUACUAAUAUCACACCCGUUAACGUCAAACCCUUUAUGGAAUAGAGCUGUUAUUCUUAUUACGAAUAAAGAAAAAAAUAAUAUAGUUUGUGGUCUUAUAUUAAAUAAACAUCCUUUGUAUAAUGAUUAUAUGAAAAUGUCAAAUAAUAAAGAAAUAAAUAAAAUUUUAAAUAAGAUAUAUUUAAAAAAGAAGAAAUUUAUUCAGGAUAUAAUAGGUGAUUAUAUAAGCAAUACUAAAGAAAGAAAUAAAGUGAAAGACAACAUAAACAAUAAUAUAAUAAAUGAUGAAAACAAUGUAAGAGGUAUAUGUAAUAAUGUAAACGUAGAUAUAUUAAAUAAUCACGAAGAACAAUUAAAAGAAGAAGAAAAAGAAAAAAAUACUAUGAAAAAUAAAUGUGAUACCUUAGAAGAUAGUAAUAUUUUAUAUAAUGAAGAAAAUAUAAAGGAUAAUAUACAUAAUGAAAAGAAUUUACCUAUUAAAAAUAAUAUAUCCGAAAUAUGUAAUGAAAACACAUAUACUCAUUCGAAUGAACAAGAUAAUGUAGAAGGAGAAAUGAAAUAUGAAGAAAAACAUGAUAUUUCAAAUAAUCAUAAUAUAAUAAAUAAUUCUAAAAAUAAUGAAGUCUUAAAAAGUAAGAACAAAAAAAAUAAUAACUACUUAUUAGAACAAAAGAAAUAUGAAAUAGAAAAAAAAAAAGAUUUAAAAUAUAAUAACCAAACAAAUAAUUCAGAUGAUUUUCCAACAUUAAAAGAUUUACAAGAAAUGUUUUUAAGAAUACAAUUUCGUAGUUCUACGAAACAUCAUAUGAAUAAAAAAGUAAAAAAAAAAAAUAAUUUUUUUGUUAUGAUGGAUGAGCAUCUAUUAGAUAUUAUCACUCAUUAUAUUAUUAAAUUAAAUAAGGUUCCGUUGUACUUACGAUUCUUACCUUCAUAUAAUAUAGGUUCCAUGACAGAUAUUAAAAAUGAAAUUAAAAAAUUACAAUUCCUAAACGAGUUCUAUAAAAUCUAUUUCGAAAAAUAUAACAAAUGGAAAGUAGUUAUUAUAAAUAAUCGUAUACAUAUAUUUGAUAAGGAAAAAAACAAAAAUAAAAUUAAUGCAUUAGAUAAUAACUCUACAGAAACAAAAAAUAAUCAAGAAAACAAAAAAUUAACAGAAGAAGAAAAAGAAUUAAUUCAUAAAAAAAUACAAAAAUUUAAAGAAACUAAUCAACUCAGUUUCGAUCCAAAGGAAAAGGACAAAAAAAAAAAAAAUAAAAAACAUAAAAAUUACAACAAAAACAAUACACAUUAUGAAAAAUCAGAAAACAAUACAACAGUUAACAAUACAAAUAAAGGUAUUUGUGAUAAGAUAGAUGAAAAUGAAACAAACACACAAAUGAAACAUCAGGAAAAUUUUUAUGACUCUCAACAGGAAGAAGACCAAGACGAGGAAGACAAUGACGAAGAUGAAGGUGAAGACGAUUAUGAUGAUGAAGAUGAUGACGAUGAAGAUGAUGAAGAUGAUGACGAUGAAGAUGAUGAAGAUGAUGACGAUGAAGAUGAAGAAGAUAGUUAUGAUGACGAUGAAGAUGAAGAAGAUAGUUAUGAUGAAGACGAACAAGAAGAGGAUAGUUAUGAUCAUAUCAAUGAAGCAAAUGAUAAAUUGGUACAUCAAAAUGGUGAAUAUAACCAUGCCAUAAAAGAAAAUAACUAUAAAACAUUACAGAAUCAAGAAAUUAUACAUAAUAAUGACACAAAUCAAAAAAAUAAUAAAGUAUCUUCUAUAAAUAAAAUUAACACAAAUAAAAUACAUGCAAACUAUUUAUUAGGAAACCCCGUAAAUUUGUUUUGGCUAGGAGGCCCUCUUCCUGGAUUAACCAUUUUACAUAAUAUGAAAAAAUAUUCAAAAAAUGUCGUAGUGAAUGAUUUGAUAUAUGAAGGGUAUAAUGAAGGCGUAAACGAAAGUGUAAGUGAAAAUAUAAACCAAAAUAUAAACCAAAAUGUGAACGAAAGUAUUAACACGAAUGAAAAAAUAAACAUGUUAAAUAAUGUAAGCAUGAACAACAGCGUAAAUGUUUUAAAUAACGUAAAUAUGAAUGAUAAUAUAAAUAUAAUACAUAAUAAUAAUGUUAUGUUAAAUGAUAACUCAACGAACAAUUUCACAUGCUCAACUAUGUCCAACAUGAAUGAAGAACAGUACAAUAUCAAACAUUGUAAUAUCAUAAAUAAUAAUAAUUUCAAUGAUGUUCAUAAUAAUAUGAACGAUGGUCAUAAUAAUAUGAACAAGGGUCAUAAAAAAUUGAUAAAAAGAUUUAUUGGAAAAGCUACAUGGGAUAUGAACCAACUCGUUGAUGAAUUGAAUAAUGAUUAUUGGAUAGCAAUAAAUUGUGACAAUAAAGAAUUAUUAUCUAACAUUAUAUUUAAUGCAUCUAAUGAAACAGAUAGUAAUAAUAUUAAUAAUAAUUUUGAUAAUUCAGCUUGUGGGAAUGUGUCUUCUAAUUCUUAUAAAGGAGAAUGUCUAUGGGAAAAAAUAUUGGCAUCUUUAAAUAAUGACUAUGAACAGAUAUCAAAAAUACCACAAACUGUUAUAGAUAACUUUUUAAAGGAUUUUAAAAGUAUAGAAAAUGAAUGA